Molecule: messenger RNA, 4732 nt
Organism: Thamnophis sirtalis
Lineage: Eukaryota; Metazoa; Chordata; Lepidosauria; Squamata; Natricidae
Gene: MGLL
Product: monoglyceride lipase
Source: RefSeq, a predicted model, not a curated record
UGCCUUUUUUUUUUUUUUGCAACGGCGAAGGAUUGCUUCUAGGCGCUAGGGGUGCUGGCUUGUUAGGGCGCUUCUGCAGUUCGCCGUCAACAUGCACGCGCGCUCUAUCUGACUGCAUUUGACUUAUAAUGCCGGCUUCUCUUUGGAAUGCAAAACCGUGCACAGGAUGAAAUCAGGUCACUCUGCCAGAAUGCCAGAAGAAAAUUCCCCAAGGUCCUCUCCUCAGAAAAUCCCAUAUCAGGAGCUUCCUCACUUGGUCAAUGCUGAUGGGCAAUAUCUUUUCUGCAGGUACUGGAAGCCAGCUGCUGCUCCAAGAGGCCUGGUGUUCGUUGUUCAUGGUGCUGGAGAACACUGCUGUCGCUAUGAUGACUUGGCCAAGAUGCUGACAGGAAUCAACUUUUUUGUGUUUGCCCAUGACCAUGUUGGCCAUGGGCAAAGUGAAGGAGACCGUAUGGUUGUGUCAGACUUUCACGUGUUUGUCAGAGACAGCUUGCAGCACAUAGAUCUCAUGAAGAAGGAUCAUCCUGGCAUUCCUGUGUUUCUUCUGGGGCACUCCAUGGGAGGAGCCAUUGCCAUCCUCACCGCGUGCGAAAGACCAAAUGACUUUUCAGGCAUGGUAUUAAUUUCUCCUUUAGUAGUUGCAAGUCCUGAUGUAGCAACACCGAUCAAGGUAUUUGCAGCUAAAAUACUUAACCUUGUCCUGCCAAACUUGUCUCUGGGAUCUAUUGAUCCAAAUGUCAUUUCCCGGAAUAAGAAAGAGGUUGAAAUUUACCGUUCAGACCCCCUGGUUUAUCAUGGUGGCAUGAAAGUCUCCUUUGUCAUUCAGCUACUGAAUGCUAUUGCCAAAAUCGAACGCUCUCUCCCUAAACUGUUUCUCCCCGUCUUGGUGCUCCAUGGUUCACCGGACAAACUCUGCGACAUCAGAGGGUCUUAUUUGUUGAUGGAUACGGCCCCAAGUCAGGAUAAAACAUUCAAGGUAUAUGACGAAGCCUUCCAUGCUCUCCACAAAGAGCUUCCUGAUGUGACUACUUCUGUUUUUAAAGAAAUAGAAACAUGGAUUGGCCAGAGAGCAGCUGAGCAAUCUAAGCAAAAGCCACUCUGAAACCCUGUGUCUGGUGUUUGGGGUAUACUGGGAAGGGAAGUUCUUUUUCUUUUAACAGCCCCUCUUUGAGGGGAAAGGUCUUAUAGGGGCUCCUGAAUUAACUUAUUUUUUUACAAGAAAUUGCUGUGUAUCCCGGCGUGGGAUGGGAGGAGAAUACCAUGCUCCUUUUAAAGCCCUUACUCUACAGAAGAAAGAGCUAGCAAAGACAUUAGUGUGGACUUCCCAGCUGGGAGUGCCAUUGUAUUGAAAGACUUUGUCCAGUCUUUUACCAAAUCUAGUUUUUGGUUUUCCCAAGGAGUUCCUGAGGUGCUGAGGUAAUUUUUUAUAUUGCAAUAAUUUUUGGAAUGUUUCAAAGUUGGGCAUCUUCCACAGCAUUCUAUUUUUACUCUUGCCAGAUUUUAAUUCUUCCCUGUUCUUUGAAAUUUUUCAAGCCUUCUAAUGGGACCAAGUAUAUGACAGACAGAAAUAGGAUUAGGAGGCUGAGGAAUUCAGAACAUGUCACAACGUUCUAAUAUGUAUUCCAGUUAAUCUGGCCAAAGGAUUUAUCCUCAUACAAACCCCAAAAGGCCUUGAAAGAAGAGUGAUAAUAGAAACAGCACAGUUUUGCACUUUGAAAGGAUGUGGUUUGUACUCAGACCAUUAACAUUUAGCCCCAGAGUUGAUACCAUGGAGAAAUGAGAGUAUGUAAAAUAAUGUAUCUAGAAGACUUAAAAGCAUUGAAGAUAUGCUGCUGCUUCCAGAAGCCAAAUCAUUGUUCAGUGCAAGAAAUGUAAAUACUCGGGCUGCUUUUUUGUUACCUGUGCUACAGAUAACUUAAAGUAUAAAACUGAAAGUUAUAUUUAAGAGAGAAAUAAUUAAAAAAAUAAUAUAUAAAGUUUCUGUAGGUUGCUCAAAGAUCUCUUAAGGAGGAAUGAAGGCGUACAAUAGGGAAUAGAUGCCAAGGCUGCCAUUCCUUUGCCUAAUAGCUUUUAUGCCCGAGAACUGCCUUGUUAUAUACAGAAGGUCAUUGCCACUUGAAGGCUGGGAAAUAAUUCCAUUGUUCUCAAAUUCCUGCUCCCACUCUGACUUAAAAGUUGGCCAGCCAUUAGUGACUCUUGGAAGGCAAGGAAACCAAAGAGAAGGAAGAAAGAGUGGGCCUAACAAAACUGUGCUGCAAGAAUCCAAAUAGAUGCAGAUAAUUCUAACUCUACUGCCAUCUAGAGGCUAUUUGAACUUUUGCAGCAAGUUAGGUAGGUAGGCAGGUAGGCUGAAAAAAGGGCUAUUUCAGCAGCCACAGGCAAAAUUCCAAAUAGCACUUAAUCAGCAGAGAAGGUUACUGCUGAAAAUUGUUGUGGAAAGCCAAUUAUUAUAUAGGAUAUACAGUGAAAGAGUAAGAUAUGCAUGAAGGAAUUUAAUUAGGGCUUCUAGAUCUUGGCAACUUUUAAAAGGCUGCAGAGAGAGAGAGUUUUCUGAAUCUCUUUGCUUCCAACUUUAGAGUUUGUAGCCUCAACAUAAAGGUUCGGUAUGCUUAUGAAUGGGAAAAGGCAGCUAUGUGCAAUCUCAAUUUCAUCUGGUGUUGAGGUUUCAGCCUUAAAUGUGACUAACUACUUAAUUAAUGAAGAACAGCAACACUAGAAAAACAUGAGGGAUCUGCCCAUUGUAAUCAAAUAUUUGCUAUGCAGCAAGUAGCAUUUUCAUGAGUUCUUCUGAUGGAAGAAAUUCUAUAUUAUCUCUUGUAAAAUAAUCUUUUCUUAUAAUCCAUUUUUUAAAAUUGUAAUUCCCUACACAUUUAUUGCAUGAGAGGAUUCAGUAUAAUUUACAGGCUAUUUCUAAAUCCGAAUUUCCUGUGUGGAAAGCCUAAUGCUCUACAGAACUAGGCAGCUAUUUUUCCCCAAGAAGCAGUAAUCCUAUUUGUAACCAUCAAGCGUAUUCUCAUGAUUUUGUUGCCUGCAUGUGCUUUUUGUGUAGGAAAGAUGUAAUAUUUGAUCCUUCAAAUAUUCCAAUUGAUGUGGCCAGUGUGAAUUGGAAAGGAAAAUAUGGCCUAGUGGAUGCUAGGAUACAAAAACAUGAGAUUUCCAUAGUUCUUAAUUACCAAAAUUAAGAUGGAUGGGAUGAAAAAUUGAAGGAGAGAGAAUAGUUUACUUUCCAAUAUAACAAAGCUUUAAUACCUAGUUAUUUGGAUGUGAUUGUUACUCAUCCUAAAAAUCAAGUAAGUGGCUGAUUCAUAAGUGCAGAUUCAUUCAUUAAUUUGAACAUCAGAGCUUGGCAGGUAGUAGAGAUGCUAAUAUCAAUAGUAAGUAACCCAAAGUCGGGGGGGCGGGGGAAAUCUGCUUUCUAACCGGUGCUUCAAUUUUUAAUAAGAUCUUUCUGAAGGAUUGCAAAAAAAUACUACACACAGUCCUGAAAAUAAGGUGUUUUUCUGGAACCAACCCUCAUGCUAAAGACUAUACCACCAAUGGUGCAGUUUUGCAAUUCUUAGAAUGUUCUCUCUGGUUAAUCUAUCAAUUUGGAAGUGGGAGAAUCCCACAGUACCAUUAUUAGAGAUUUUUUUAACUGAGCCCAUGUAAAACAGAGUUGCACAGAUUAAAACAGUUUGACAUUCCAACUUGAAAAAUAAUUUUGUAUUUUCAUGGGCAACUCCAAAUCUAUUUUUAAGGAUAGUAGUUGGGAUGCAAAAAUGCAAAUGAAUAUUAGAUGGCAGCAAAAUAACAACAGUUAUUUGCUGUUGUGUAGCAAUCAUUCUGCAUUUCUGCAAUCCAGAUAUAUUUUUAAUAGGUUCCACUCCUUUCUCUAGUAAAAAUGCAAGUAUUAGAUGCUUAAUAGGGCUUGCAGCGAUUUGGAGUUGAUGGGUAAAAUUUGGAGCAUGUGAUGGUGUCAUGCGCUGAAUCACAUUUUGCCUUUCACAUAUGGAUCUCUACACAGCUGUAACUCCAAAUAUAUUAUAAGAAGCUGCAAGAGAAUCUCAGUAGGAAUAACAGUUGCCUGCUUUGUGCCUCUGUGUGCAAAUCAUUAAGGUGCCUAAAGUGACAAGCCUAAAUUAAUUCUUGGUAGUAUGGAUUUUAUGGAUCAUUCCAUAGCACAAAAGAAAGAUCCUGCCCACCAAAUAUGGGAAGCUACGGCAACUUGAGAGGAAGGUUCUUUUCCCAUUCCGUGAGCAGGACUGAGGAUGACCAAAAGUGUCUCUUCAGGGUGGGGGAGGGGAAGGGGAAGAUAGGCCUUAAAAAGGGGGGAGACUAGGUAUACUAUGGAUGUAACAAGAGUUGUACAGAAAUGGAAGCAAGGAUUCAAGGCAAUCAUGAUAGAUAUUAUUCCAAAGAUGUACAAUGUAGUUUAAUUCUUAACCUGUUCAAGUGUAUUGGAUGUCAGCUAUAGUGAAAUACAUCUAGACCAGGACUAUAUGUUUGGGACAGCAAACAUUUAAAAACGGCAAACACACACACACACACACACACACACACACACACACACACACACACAUAGACAUAUGGCAAAAUACAACUUUACUGGUUCCUUCUUACAGUCAGAAGUUUGAAGAUCAGUGCCUUUGAAUAACUUUGUUGAGGGAGUAUCUGCUGCAACUCCUGAGUUCUGAAGCAAUAUACUAUAGAAAGAAGUAUUAGAAAUUAUAUUCAGCUUUCAGCAGAGUUGUGG